Clavispora lusitaniae ATCC 42720 is the source of this 534-nucleotide messenger RNA. RefSeq lists its product as uncharacterized. NCBI's taxonomy places the organism in Eukaryota, Fungi, Ascomycota, Pichiomycetes, Serinales, Metschnikowiaceae. The record is from RefSeq and is a predicted model, not a curated record.
AUGUCUCUAAAAGAAUCCAUAGAAGGACUUUUGGGGCUGAAAGAAUCUAAUUGUGGCCCAAAGCAUUCCUAUUCUGAACAUGAACGCAUGCCUUUAGACGUGAGAUUUCGAAUAUGGUACACUGACAAGUAUGAAAACAUUCCUCAACGGCCAGUCCGCUUUUCUUUCAAUAUGAAUGCGUCUGUGGAAGAAGCUGGUAGCUAUGCUUUCCAAAAGUGCUUCGAUAAGGUUCCUGAAGAAAUGGGCAUUUCUAUAACAAAAGGUUUCGGUCUGUUGUCAGACAUACGUGAUACGAACGAGAAACUUAGAAACCUCUUCCAAGAGGGAGAAACUUUGGUUCUAUCAGACGUUCUGGACUAUAGCAAAAUGAUCAAGGAACGUGAUAUUCGUUUUUUGACGCACAUGCUCUCUGGUUUAGUGGGGUUGGUAGCCCUAAUCAUCAUAAUUUACACAGUUGUCCCUUGGUUUACAUCGAAGUCAGACAACAAAGGGAAGUCUCAACAGUUCAAGAAUAACCGUAAAAAGCGGCACUAG